AUGUCGCUUAUUAAAAAAGCUGAUGAUGAUUUGACAUCCAUCAAGAAUGAUCAAAUGAAUUCGUUUACUACUAAUGCAGAUGAUAUCUAUGCGUGUGAAAUAGAAGAGAAUCACCACAGAAACAACAAUGAGGACGAAAACGAAAAUAGCGUUCACGAGGAAACAAGUCUCGAGGAAGAUGGAAAUAAUAACAAUAAUGAUGAAAUCGAGUCAUCUCUGAGACCACCCGCCAAAAAGCAACAACAACAACAACAACAACAACAACAACAACCAUGGAGAGAAAUUUUUAUCCUAUCCUUUUCAUCUCUUGGUGCUAUUUACGGAGACUUGGGCACUUCACCAUUGUAUGUACUCAACUCAAUCAAAUACCCACAAAGUCCACCAAAUAAAACCGAUAUAUAUGGUUCUGUUUCUAUUAUAUUUUACUUAUUCACCUUCAUUGUCAUUUUCAAAUACAUAUGUAUUGUCCUUAUACUUGGACCCAACAACGGUGAAGGCGGGCAAGUUGCCAUAUAUGCCAAACUUGCAAGACAUUUGAAUAUUGGACCCAAAGGUGUAACUAUCCCAGGUGGACCAAAAGAAGAAAUGCUGGAUUUGCAGAUCUUGACUAAACAAAAUACUGCAAUGUCCUCCUCCUCCUCCAUCAUCAAUACGGUUUCUUCAAGAAUCGAAUUGAUUAAAUACCACCCUAUGAUGAUCAAGUUUAUACAGUGGUUUAUAUUGUUUGCUUGUUUUCUUGGUUGCUCAUUAGUCAUGAGUGAUGGGUUAUUGACCCCAACGACUUCAGUAUUGAGUUCAAUUGGCGGAAUAGAAGUUGCUGUUCCAUCAUUUACCGAUGUUCUUGCUGUAUCAGAAGUAAUAUUGAUUUUGUUAUUCAUCAUACAACAAUUCGGGUCAAGCAAGAUAAGCUUUUUAUUUGCUCCCAUAAUCUUUAUUUGGUUGCUUGGUUUGAUAAUAUGUGGGAUUUACAAUAUUGUAAAAUAUCAUCCUGAGAUAUUUGCUGCCUUAUCACCUUACUAUGCUAUUGCGUUAUUGAGAAAUGGGGGGAUUGACGUGUUUUCGGGUGCAAUGUUGGCUAUUACUGGUACAGAGGCCAUGUUUGCCGAUGUAGGGCAUUUCGGUAAGUUACCAAUACAAUUGACCUUGGGAGGAUUUGUUUAUCCGGCAUUGAUCUUGUGCUAUUUGGGUCAAGGAGCUUAUCUUGUGAAACACCCAGAGGCAAUCACAAAUCCAUUUUUUUUAUCAAUACCUGGUGGUACAAACUCAGCUACAUAUUGGGUAAUGUUUGUCUUGGCAACAUUAGCAACCAUUAUCGCAUCCCAAGCUUUGAUACUUUCCGUGUUCAGUAUCAUUUCUCAAUUGAUUAAUUUGGAAUGCUUUCCCAAGCUCAAGAUUGUCCAUGUAUCAUCUCAUUAUUCGGGUAAAGUAUAUAUUCCAACAAUGAAUUGGAUAUUAAUGAUUGGGGUAAUAUGCACCACGGCCGGAUUCCAAAAUAGCAAUAACGUCACAGCAGCUUAUGGUUUAGGAAUAUCCUUAGAUUUUAUUGUCACUUCAUUCUUGAUUAUCAUUUGCAUGUUGUACGUUUACAACGCAAACGUUAUAUGGCCCAUCUUAUUUUGUUUAGUCUUUGUUCCACUUGAGCUAUGCUUCGUCAUUUCAAAUAUGAAAAAAGUACCUCAUGGAGCUUGGUUUCCGUUGGUAAUGGCAGGCUUGUUCUUUUUUUUUCUUGCAGUGUGGAGAUGGGCUAGAUCCAAGAAAGUGAACGAGGAGUAUGACCGACGGGUUCGUAUUGGUGAACUAUUCCCAUUCUAUGCUGCAAACUCAACUACCAUAAUGGAUUUGACCACCAUCACACCUCAGGUGAGGAAUAGCCAAUUAACAACACAGUACAAUCAAGACGAUGUCAAUUCCAAGUUUGGUGUUUUUCUAUUACAAAAACACCAUGGUAUUGGGUUUAUGUAUAUCAAUUUUUCAGUACUAGCAGGGAGUCCCAAUACUUUGCCUCGCCUAUAUGAAAAACUAGUAACAUCGUUUGUUUCCAUUCCUUCAAAUUUCAUGUUUGUGUGCAUAAAAGUUGUUUCGAUACCUUAUGUUGAAAAUAAUGAAGAUCGAAUACUCGUGGCGCCAAUGAGAUUAUCCGGCCAUUAUAAAUGUAUAAUAAGGUUUGGAUUCAUGGAGGAUAUUCGAAUCACGCAUGACUUGAGAUAUGCAGUUAUGCGCCAUAUACCACAGCUAGCACUAAUGUCCAAUGAUCAGCUUUCCGCAAUUCCAAAUUUGCAUUUUUUCGAAAAUGGGUUAAUACAAUGUCAUGGGUUUGAACAAUGUACUAAUAGUAGUAGCCAAUGGAAAAUAAUCCAUUUAGUAAGAAAGGUAAUUUGGUUAAUUCGAAUGUUGGUGAUCAAUCAUUUCUUCAGCCCCAUAUUCCUAAUGACUCAGGAAUAUGGUAGUUUUUUGGAAUGCGAUGAUGAGAAACAAGAGCUGGAUAAUAAGGUCUUUUUAGGUGGCAUUACUCGCAUCUAG
Lodderomyces oxycetoniae is the source of this 2520-nucleotide messenger RNA. RefSeq names its product Hak1p (gene HAK1). Lineage: Eukaryota; Fungi; Ascomycota; Pichiomycetes; Serinales; Debaryomycetaceae. Gene Ontology annotation, cellular component: membrane. Gene Ontology annotation, molecular function: potassium ion transmembrane transporter activity. The transcript has a single exon. The coding region runs from base 1 to 2520 and encodes 839 amino acids. The record is from RefSeq and is a predicted model, not a curated record. Gene Ontology annotation, biological process: potassium ion transmembrane transport.